This is a messenger RNA of Temnothorax curvispinosus, 908 nucleotides long. RefSeq lists its product as uncharacterized. The record is from RefSeq and is a predicted model, not a curated record. The annotation marks the transcript as partial. The transcript is spliced from 3 exons. NCBI's taxonomy places the organism in Eukaryota, Metazoa, Arthropoda, Insecta, Hymenoptera, Formicidae.
CCCGCGAGGUAAUUGAGGCAUCACUACCACAAGACUACGUUUCAUCACUGCCACAGCCACCGGGAGGGCUCACUACUGCCAGAACACCAAAGUGCGACCAAAAAUUUGUGAGCACUCCUGACGGACCGCUGAACGGAAGCUUUCACGCACCGACGCUGAUCAAUCCUGAAGGAGAUCCACGACAGUGCGUUUACACAUUUCUUGCAGGGCCGCGUCAGCGUGUCGAAUUGAUUUUUACCUCGUUUGGCCUUCGGGGAAAACCACCAGAAUUGAUAAUUAUGUCACGCACCUUUUACGAUCGGCGAUAGACGUCAACAUAUUAGGCAUAUUUUUUACGUGACUCUAGUAUAAGCAACCAAAGUGUACCAAACUGCACCACCAAUAGCAACCACCGAUAACAACUUUGGUAUAAUAUAUGUGCCAAACCAUACCAAACGAUCGCUAAAAAUCGCCUAUUAUAUCCGAUAUAUCAAGUCAAUUGUUAUAGUCCUACGUAUACGGUCCUACGUAUUCAUUAUUUUUCUAUUUUCCCACUUUCCAUUUCUCUCGCUGAUUUCUCUUCUUUUUUUUAUACAAGAAAAUGUCAAAUAGUGAAAAAAUAAAACAAGAAGAGAAAUGGUAAUAGAAAAGAAUACGAAAACAGAUAUACGACAAAAAAUACAGAGGUUUGACUAUACAUAUUACUUGAUUUUUUUUUAUGGUAUGGUAUCAUGGUAUUUUCUCAUACGUCAAUAAUAAAAAUUUAUAAUUAUUUUUCCUUUUACGAAAACUUUAGUGAUUGAUACCUGAUAAAGGCGCAAGGCAAGGUUUGAUAUUUUAGAAUUAUAUUAUAUACUUGAAUUUGACAAUUUUUGCAUAUAAAUGUGAUGGAUUUAUAUAAGAAACAUUUAUUUAAAUAUAUGUAUUGU